Molecule: messenger RNA, 1154 nt
Organism: Amoebophrya sp. A120
Lineage: Eukaryota; Dinophyceae; Syndiniales; Amoebophryaceae
Source: the annotation of a GenBank genome assembly
CUUCUCGUCAUUUGUUGAACAAGCAGGAGAGAGCAGCGCGCGCCUCGUUAUUAUCUUGUUCACACAACUAAUAUGCGGGGCUGUUUCUGGCGUAUAGUAGUAGUACUGUUUGCGCUACGACCUCCUGUACCUGCGUCUGGCUACCUGACUCCAGAUAACGUGCAAGCCGUACUGCAGUGCUUCUACGAUGAUUUCACAUCGCAGUUUCUCCAGCGCUUUUUCCGGGAUGUGGGAAACCAGGUGCGCUCGGAUAUCAUAUGUGAAAGCGACCCCGGCUGAUAAGAUUCAAGUUGGGAAAUCUGCUAGACAAAUCAACAUGCUUUGCUUGUUCUUGAGCAUGACAAAUUUGGGCUCGAAAUGCAGUCGUCUUUAGUGCUAGUGAAGCAGCGUUUCCGAUCUAGCGCAUGAUGGUGCUGAUUCGAGCAUAACAGAACUUACUAGAAAGUGCUUCUCCUGGGUUUCUCUCCGCAUAAGAAACCUUCUCUAGCAUGACGAUUUGCAUAAAUGCAACUCUGGGGUGGGGGCGUUUUCACGCAUGAUAUCGCCAACGCACCGGGCCGCCGAUGUGCUCUCGAUGUUCGAAGACGUGGUGGUACAUGAGAUGCGUUGGACCCGGGUCCUGCAGCUGUUCCUGCGUGACCGGGACAUGCUACUGGACCAGGAAAUUCAACGGAUGGAAGCGCACCUCCUACGAGAAGAUAGUACUUCUACCGAGGUCGGUGAAGAUGUUCAUCUUGAGGCCUAUCCCUGGCCGUCCUUCCUGCACUCUGUGAACGAGGUCGCGGGUGCGCACCACCUGACAGCCGCAGCCUUCUGCCGCGCACUGGACAUUUGCGCAAGUCCUGACGCCGUGCAGCGCCUCGCGGGAGGGUCCACCGAAAACAAGGGGUCUUUUUUGCACGUUCUCAGUGCGAGGGAGCAGGAUGACCCGCACUGGCUGCGGCACCGGAGGACAAGGAAGCAAGGUGCGUCAACGGUGUUGCCGACAGAAGAUAUUGCUGCACCAGCAUCAACUCAAGCGUCGGUGCUGCUCUGGCUCCACGCCCGGGGCCUGGGGCCGAAGCAUCACAUCUGGGUGCAGUUGCGCGAGCUGCUGUUACUUGGCCGUUUCCUAGACGGCAUGGGACCAGAGGUGCGCGACCGCUUCCGGGGGG